Molecule: messenger RNA, 2433 nt
Organism: Phytophthora sojae
Lineage: Eukaryota; Oomycota; Peronosporomycetes; Peronosporales; Peronosporaceae
Exons: 1
Coding region: 1-2433 (810 amino acids)
Biological process (GO): maturation of SSU-rRNA
Cellular component (GO): nucleolus
Molecular function (GO): RNA binding
Source: RefSeq, a predicted model, not a curated record
AUGCAGCUGGACCAGGCCAUCUCGCUCUGGCGCGGCCGCGCCGCCGACGCCGCGCUGCUGGGCGCCUCGUCGUCGCUCGCCAAGGACAACACGCGCCUGGUGCUCGUGACCUCGGGCGCGGACGUGCGCGAGGUCUGCGCGCAGACGCGCAAGUGCGUCAACCACUGGACGUUCCGCGCUGGCAGCGCGCACGCGCUCAAGGUGCCCGCGGUGCGCCACCCGCACUCGCGCGCGUUCUUCAGCAUCUGCGGGGCGCCCGGCGUGAGCGCCAGCAAGAAGGCGCGCCAGGCGCGUCGCCAGGAGGCCAACAAGACGGCGGCGCUGCCGGCCAACGAGGGACUCGCGGUCUGGCGCGACACGGACCUGGACGUGGCCAAGUGGCGCCGCGCGCCGCUGCAGUCAAGCGCCAAGGCCUUCGCGCUGCUGGCGCACCCACGUCUCAAGGAGGAGGUGCUCGUGGUGUUCCAGGACGGCUCCUUCGCCACGUUCGACGAGGACGCCCACCGCAGUCUGCACAGUGACGAAGCUAAGGACGUCGCCGCUGCGGAGGAUGACGAUGAGGAGGACGACGACGAGCAGGAGGAGACGGUGGUGUGGGCCUACCUCGAGUCGGACCACGUGAGUCCCAUGAAGGGCGGCCUCUUCCUGUCGCUGCUCAUGCAGAAGACCAACCAGAAGGGAGAGAAGCAGUACGAGCUGCUGGUGUAUCAGGUGGACGUGCCGAACAAGCCAAGAAGCCAGGGAGGUGUGCUGGGAGCGGUGCUGCUCGUGCGGCGCCGUGUCAAGCUCCCGGACGAUGUGGAGCUCUCGUCUUGCGCGUUCCACCCGAUCACGUUCUCGUACUCGUUCGUGGGACGCUCUGGCACGUGGUACACGCUACGCUUUGCGCGCGACGCGCUCAGUAACGCGGUGACGCUGGUGGCGUCACAGCAGCUCCCGAGCCUGACGUCGGCGGACGCUGACGCGACCGUCCCGGUGCACAAGAAGCGGAAGCUUCAGGGCUCGUCUUCGGGCUACUUGGUGAGCGGCGUGGGAGGUUACGCCUACCUGGUGAGCGUGGCCAAGGACGCUCCGUCGAAGUACACGGGCUGGGACUCCAAGUUCGCCGUGCCGGUGUCGAACGUUGAGGUUAACUUGGCGGCGGAGAAGGACGCGGACAGUGAAGUGGUGGUGGGCCGCAGCACCAAGGACGGCGUCGGCAAGAUCGUGCAGCUGUUGAGCGUAGGAACGGGUGAUGCUGUGCUUGCCGUCUUCGAGCGUGGCGUCUUCAUGAUGCACAUUCACAACAAGAACUCCACGCUGGCGAGCGUGCUGGGAGCCACGGCGUCAAGUGCCUUGGCCCCCUCCGAAAUUGCAGCGACCCCGGCGCUGCCCAACAGCUCCGUGGAAUGGGGCAAUGUGACAGCUACGAGCAGCGUGAACAACGACACGCUUGAUGCGGAGACCUGGAAGACGAACAUUUGCAGCGACGACGACCGCGAACGUCAGCUCAUUGCGGACCUUUCAGACCCCAAGGUCACUCCUACCGCUGCGGAAUUCUCGAGCCGUCUGAACGAGGCGCUAAAGAAGCAAAAGAAGCGCAAGGCCGACAAUGCACAGGUCGAGGUGGUCUCGUUCCGGUUGCUGCAGACUGUGACCCGACGCUGCUUGGAGUCGACGGACCUGAAGCUGUGGGGUCCUCUGGAGAUCAUGCUGCGCACGAACCGGUUGUCAGCUCGCGCCGAGCCGACGCUGCUCCCCACUCUGAUGCAGCACAACCAGUUCGCUCUGCUGGAGUGCGCUAUCGUGCACCUUAUCGAUAUCGACGAGCGCUCCAUCGUGCGUCUGUUGAAGUAUUUUAUUCGCAAGAGCAGCAACUCAGCUUUCGUCAGAUACUCCACCAAGCAUAUCAAGGCCAAGAACAAAAAUGCUGAUAAGGUUGACGGCAGCGCAGCCUGCGAGCGGUUCGCUGUCGCGCUGUUGGGGCUUCCGACGAACAGCGUGUUCCUACACCGCGCCAUCCGCGAGCUGGAGCUCGAGGAAGUGCUGCUUGUGCUGGCAAUCUGCAAAAAGCUGCUGCUGGUGCACACCACAGGCAACGACGCUGGCGACAAUGAGGAGACCAAGUCGAAGAAGAGCAAGGCCAAGAAGGACACCAGUCUGGCGGUGAUGAAGGAGGAGCGCCGCUUCACUCCGUUGCCUUCAGCCUCGCGUUGCUGCGCGUGGAUCUGCGCGCUGCUGGACGCGCACCUGUCGGCGCUGGUCCAGCGCGCGUCACAGAAUGCCGAGGUCUCGCGUACCCUGCACCAGCUGGAGGACCUCGUACAGCUGCAGCUCCGUGCGAGCGCGCAGUACGAAUUGGUAUACGGCGUGCUGACCAACUUCCUGUCCGGCGUGCAGCUGCCGAAAGCUCCCGGAAUCCCCGACUACAGCAUCGAGGAGCUGCGCCUGUAA